GAAACUGUUUUCCUUGGUAGUAGUGGUGGAGGGGAAGGAUUGUUACUCUGCUGGAUAAAGUUCAUUUGUGUAUAUAUAAAUAAGAAUUGUUUUCCAUUGUUAUUUAUCUAUAACUUAUAAAGUUGUAAAUAACUUCCACGGAAUCAGACUCAACCUGGAAGGGUAUGUUCUCUAGGCAAUGCAAAAAUUUCCCCCUACACCUGUUAACAGACAGAAAGUCUGGAUGGCAACGGGAAUCUACUGGUCAUACAGCUAACUUCCCAAUUCAAUAAGCACGUGACUAAAGGAUUUUUUCCUUACACUCACAGAUAUUUCAGGCUAAUUAGAUACUGUGUGCUUCUUAGGGUCACUGCUUGGUGAGGGAGCCAGCUCUGAAUGGGGUCAUAGCAAAUGAGCUUUUCAAUGACCAUACAACACUCCAACUCCUCCCAGGGCACCUUGAAAGUAACUGCACCUUCCAAAGGGCACAGUGCAAUCAGACUGUGUGUUUGGCCUCCUGUUUGCUAGUGGGGAGAAAGUGGCUUCAUGGCUGUACACUACGCAUAAAUGAAUGUGAAGGACUAUUUAGGUCUCUGCCUUUUCACCAUCCUCCCACCUGCCACAGGCUGGGCUCUUGUGCUAGAAAUGACUUGCUAGUUAGACAUCAUGGGUCAGGAUCUGAGUCAGAGCCUUAACCAUUUAUAAGCUUUUUUCUUAUGAAAAAUUGGCACUAAGUAUAAUGUCUAGCUGCCAGAGUUGUUGCAGGCUUUAUAGGAGACGCGGGCUGUGCAGAUGCUUUGUAAAUUUUGAAGCGUUAUAAAAUAACACAUCUUUUUUUUUUUUUGAAACCACGGUGCAAAGUUCAUUGCCGGAGAAGAUAACGGCCCUUGGUGCCCUCCAAGCGUCAGCUUAGUUUCCAAGAAGCUGAGCAGCGGGCGCCCGCGGGUUUGUUUCUGGCUCCUCCUCCGCCACAGCGGCCGGGGGCCCGGGUCGGAGGCGGCGGGGGCCGAGCGCCCGGUCUGGCAAGCCCACGGCCCGCUAGGGGUGCCGUCCCGCGCCGGGGCGGAGCAGGCCCCGGCCGCCCAGUUCCUCAUUCUAUCAGCGGUACACUGGGCUGGUGGCGCCACAGGCGCUGGGAUCGCGGGAGGCCAAGGAUGGGUCCGCGCCGCUCGGCGAGCCUGCCCCGAGGCCUCGGACCUCGGCGGUCGCUCCUCCCCGUCGUCCUCCCGCUGCUGCUGCUGCUGCUGCUGUUGGAGCCGCUGGGCUCGGGUGCUGAGGCCAGCCGGCCGCCCCACCUGGUCUUCGUGCUGGCAGACGACCUGGGCUGGAACGACGUGGGCUUCCACGGCUCCCGCAUCCGCACGCCGCACCUGGACGCGCUGGCGGCCGGCGGGGUGCUCCUGGAUAACUACUACACGCAGCCGCUGUGCACGCCGUCGCGGAGCCAGCUGCUCACUGGCCGCUACCAGAUCCGUACAGGUUUACAGCACCAAAUAAUCUGGCCCUGUCAGCCCAGCUGUGUUCCUUUGGAUGAAAAACUCCUGCCCCAGCUCCUAAAAGAAGCAGGUUAUACUACCCAUAUGGUCGGAAAAUGGCACCUGGGAAUGUACCGGAAAGAAUGCCUUCCAACCCGCCGAGGAUUUGAUACCUACUUUGGAUAUCUCCUGGGUAGUGAAGAUUAUUAUUCCCAUGAGCGCUGUACAUUAAUUGAUGCUCUGAAUGUCACACGAUGUGCUCUUGAUUUUCGAGAUGGCGAAGAAGUUGCAACAGGAUAUAAAAAUAUGUAUUCAACAAACAUAUUCACCAAAAGGGCUACAGCCCUCAUAACUAACCAUCCACCAGAGAAGCCUCUGUUUCUCUACCUUGCUCUCCAGUCUGUGCAUGAGCCCCUUCAGGUUCCUGAGGAAUACCUAAAGCCAUAUGACUUUAUCCAAGACAAGAACAGGCAUCACUAUGCAGGAAUGGUGUCCCUUAUGGAUGAAGCAGUAGGAAAUGUCACUGCAGCCUUAAAAAGCAGUGGGCUCUGGAACAACACGGUGUUCAUCUUUUCUACAGAUAACGGAGGGCAGACUUUGGCAGGGGGUAAUAACUGGCCCCUUCGAGGAAGAAAAUGGAGCCUGUGGGAAGGAGGCGUCCGAGGGGUGGGCUUUGUGGCAAGCCCCUUGCUAAAGCAGAAGGGUGUGAAGAACCGGGAGCUCAUCCACAUCUCUGACUGGCUGCCAACACUCGUGAAGCUGGCCGGGGGACACACCAAUGGCACCAAGCCUCUGGAUGGCUUUGACGUGUGGAAAACCAUCAGUGAAGGAAGCCCAUCCCCCAGAAUGGAGCUGCUGCAUAAUAUCGACCCGAACUUCGUGGACUCUUCGCCGUGUCCCGGGAACAGCGUGGCUCCAGCAAAGGAUGACUCUUCUCUUCCAGAAUAUUCAGCCUUUAACACAUCUGUCCAUGCUGCAAUUAGACAUGGAAAUUGGAAACUCCUCACGGGCUACCCAGGCUGUGGUUACUGGUUCCCUCCACCGUCUCAAUACAAUGUUUCUGAGAUACCCUCAUCAGACCCACCAACCAAGACCCUCUGGCUCUUUGAUAUCGAUCGGGACCCUGAAGAAAGACAUGACCUGUCCAGAGAAUAUCCUCACAUCGUCACAAAGCUCCUGUCCCGCCUACAGUUCUACCAUAAACACUCAGUGCCCGUGUACUUCCCUGCACAGGACCCCCGCUGUGACCCCAAGGCCACUGGGGUGUGGGGCCCUUGGAUGUAGGAUUUCAGGGAGGCUCGAAAACCUUUCAAUUGGAAGUUGGACCUCAGACCUUUCCUCAUGACUCUUGUCUCAUUUGUUAUCCCAAUCUGAGUUCACUUGGCCCUUCUCUUGCUCUUAAACCACACCGAGGUGUCUAAUUUCAACCCCGAAUGCAUUUAAGAAGCUGAUAAAAUCUGCAACACUCCUGCUGUUGGCUGGAGUGUGUGUCUAGAGGUGGGGGUGGCUGGGUUUAUCCCGCUUUCCUAAGCUGUGGGACAGCUGGGAACUUAACUUGAAAUAGGAAGUUCUCACUGAGUCCUGGAGGCUGGAACAGCUGGCUCUUUUAGCCUCACAAGUCAGACGUUCGAUUCCCGUCUGCCAAUAGCCGGUUUUAUUGGAGUGAAUCACAUUUCUUACACAAAUGAAGGAAGCAGACAAUUAUUAAUGGUUCUGUUGGCCAAGGCUUCUCCCUGUCGGUGAAGGAUCAUGUUCAGGCACUCCAUAUGAACCACCCCUCUUGGUUCGCCCCUUACUCAGCUUCUCUCAUCACAGAGCAUGAAGCCCAUCUUGUUGUUCAGGUCAACAGCAAAAUGCCUCCACCUUGAUUGUGGCUUUUACAAUAAAGAAAUGUGUUUUUAUCCUAAUUUAUUUUUCCCCAGCCAUUGCUCACUCUGUCUAGACUUCCUGCCACUUCCAGUUCUUCUGUGGCUUUUCCUGCCUUUCCUUUUGACCUCACUGUCCUAUCCCUGGGAAGGCCACUUUGCUUCGCUACCUAAGCACCCCUGAUUUCUGGAACGCUCCUGAGCCCUGCCUUACUUUUGCCGCUAGGGCUGAAGCUAGAGGCCUCCCUGUAAUAGGCGGUGGAGUUGCUCUGUGAGGAUGUUCAUGGUAGACACUAAGAGGGCUGGGUGGUAGAUGCCAGGCUCAUGGCAUCUGUUCAGCGAGGCUUUUCCUAUGUUGCAUGGAGUUAGUCAUCGUGAUUGUGGCUUUAUCUCAUAAUGCAUUAAGACUUGCACUGCUAUUUACUAGCAGUGAGAAGAAACCUCAGGAAACAAUAUGAAAAAGCAAGUGGCCAGUGUCUGGGAUACUGGGCCUUGGUAAAGCAGAGGAGGGCACACCCACAGUCCUCUUUUUCUCUGUUUUACUGCUUGUAUUGAGGUUCUGGGGUCUGGGAAAGAGGAUGCACAGUUUGACCUGCAGCUCUUUCUCAAUCCCACUAAUGUCUUACUAAUGUGGAACAGUCCAUAGUAGCUCGAGAGUGUCAAACCCAGAUAAAUAUGUGCAAAAAUGAUAUUCUUUUCUGCAUUUGCCCCACCAUUUUGUUCACCAAUGCUUGGAACACUGCCUGAAGGCACUCAAUACAUUUUUUAAGUUUUAUUUUAUUUUUAAUUUUUUGUAUCUUUUUGAGACAGGAUCUCACUCUGUCACCCAGGUUGGAGUACAGUGGUACAGUCACAACUCCCUGUAGCCUCGAACUCCUGGGCUCAAGUGAUUCUCCCACCUCAGGCACCCAAAUAGCUGGGACUACAGGCAUAUACCACCACACCCAGCUAAUUUUAUUUUUCGAAAAGACAAGGUUCCCUAUGUUGCCCAGCUGGUCUUAAACUCCUGGGCUCCAGCAAUUCUCCCAUCUUGGCCUCCCAAAGUGCUGGGAUUACAGGCAUGAGCCACCGUGCCUGGCCUCAUUUUUUAAAACAAAUGAAUAAAUGGACAAAUGAGUAAAUGAGAAAGUCUCACACCAUGAAAGAUGCUAGUCCAAUGAGCUGAAUAUGGAGGUAAUAUAAAUGUCUUCCAACUGUUGAUUUUCGGCUCUCAAACUGCCCCUCCUGGGGUAGGAGCAUCAUCUACAUCACUGGGCAGUCACAGGACACUCUACAGCAAGGUUGUAGCGUCCUCUCCAGUGCAGGGAGAAAAGGAACUGUGCCUACCAGAGGUACUCUCUUGUCAGCAGUUUCCAUUUCUAUUCUUUAUGGGACACUAGCAACUAAAAGCAACAAAUAAUCUGAUAUAGGUCCCUGUAUAGUCAUCCUUCAAUUCAGUAGCAAUAUUUUCUGGUCACUACUAACCUGUAUUGUAUUAAAAUGAGACUAUUGGAAGGAAAUGGUGCUAGAACUAAUAACAUCUCUUACCAACCUUUACCCAACUCCUGGGUUGGCAAACAGCUGGCCAAAUUGCCAUCACCUCCCACUUGGAAGCGUAUGGCUGAUAGCAUGAAAUAACUGAGCCCAGAUGUUCCUUUUGCAUCCUCCGAAUCCCAAGGCUGGGUGUAGCUAGCUGUUGGAGGCCAUUGCUACAGGGCACCUAUCUGUUACUGCUGCCAUCCUCCCAGCAGCUAAUCUCCAGUUCUAGUUCCUUGGUUGCCAGACACAAUGGGGGAUGUUCUGCACCCAGUGGACUUCGAAAGAGUUUUGAAGACUAAUUUUUUGUAAAACAAGUACUUGAGAUUUUGGUUUAUCCCUAGUAGAAUGUAUCUCAUUAGAUUCUCUGAUUCUAGGUAAGAAUGUGAAAAGAUUGAUAUGUUGUUGUUAGAAAUAUUGUUAUUUCUUUCCAAUUUUGUUUUGUUUUGUUUUUGUUUUUGUUUUUGUUUUUGAGAUGGGGUCUUGCUGUGUCAUCCAGGCUGGAGUACAGUGAUGCAAUCUCCACUCACUGUAACUCACUGUAGCCUCUAACUCCCAGGUUCAAGCUAUUCUCCUUCCUCAGCCUCCCCAGUAGCUGGAUUACAGGCAUACACCACCACGCCUGGCUAUGUUUUGUGUUUUUAGUAGAGAUGAGGUUUCACCGUGUUGGCCAGGCUGGUCUCAAACUCCUGACCUCAAGUGAUCCACCCACUUCGGCUUCCUAAAGCACUUGGAUUACAGGUGUGAGCCACCAUGCCCGGCACAUUUUUUUACCUCUACGGAAGGUUUUGCUUAUUUAAUUGUGAGCUCAUUUUUCUUUGUUACUACAUGAUUGUUCCAGAUUUGGGAGAUAAAAUAAAAUUAAUCUUUUCAAAUGUGUCAGCCAUUGUAUGGGGCUUCCAUUUGGGGUGAUGAGAAAGUUCUGGAACUAGAUAGUGGUCAUGGUUAUACAACAGCAUAAAUGCAAUUACUGCCACUGAAGUGUAUAUUUUAAAGUGGUUAAAAUGGUAAGUUUUAUGUUUUAUUACAGUUUUUAAAAUGUGUCAACCAACUUUAUGGUACAUAAAUUAUAUCUCAGUAAAGCUGUUAAAUAAAUAAAUAUAGUAAAAAUUUUAGAACUAAAAAAA
Molecule: messenger RNA, 5961 nt
Organism: Chlorocebus sabaeus (green monkey)
Lineage: Eukaryota; Metazoa; Chordata; Mammalia; Primates; Cercopithecidae
Gene: ARSB
Product: arylsulfatase B
Molecular function (GO): sulfuric ester hydrolase activity
Source: RefSeq, a predicted model, not a curated record